This is a messenger RNA of Drosophila suzukii, 7245 nucleotides long. Lineage: Eukaryota; Metazoa; Arthropoda; Insecta; Diptera; Drosophilidae. The record is from RefSeq and is a predicted model, not a curated record.
AGAUCUUAUCAAACUAGGUUUCAAUUAAAAAUAUUACUAGCCUUGAAACACACCCCAUACAGACGAUGGGACUUUAAAAUGGAAAUUUAAUGCUUGAGUGCUUAAAUUGACACAUGGUUUCAUAGAAGCUUUCAGCAGAUAAGAGCAUAUAGCCGAACUCAACAUUGAAUGGGGGCUUGUAGAGGCUGCUCUAUAUAUAGAUAUGACGAUGGACAGUCUAACCAGAAAGCUAAAGCCAAUUUUUGGUCUCAAAGGUUAUCAAAGUGAAUUACUUCCGCCAAUUUUUGAUUUGUAGAAAUACAUAAGUGGAUUGGGAAAUCGAAAACUAAAUGGAUUAGCCGUUCAAGAGACUCAAAGCGACCAAAAUGAGUCGGGGGCAGGGACACACUUAAAAAUUGAGCCAAGAGAUAUACAAUUGAGUAUCUUUAUAUGCUAAUAAAUGCCAGAACAUUUCCUUAAAAUGGGUCAAAAGAGUCCCCCAUCCGUUGGCGAAGACUCUGAUGUUGUAAUGCCCCCAGAAACUCAUUUGUCGAAGGGGACUUCAGCGCCGCCCCUUCCAUAGCCAGGCGACCAAGUGAUCGAUUGACACGAUCAAAGCGCUGAUAUGUAAUGGAAUAGACACUCGAAUGAAUGGCACUGGCGACGAGUCCCAAGCUUGGGGCUCUAUGUGCCUCGAUCCGACUCACAGAUACCAGCAAUCUGUGCUGGUGUGGAUCCUACAUAAAUAUUCAUGCUGCCGCUGGCUAAAUGCAAAUGUAUUGAAAAUUGCUCGCCUUCAAUGAAUUUGAGUUCUGCUCAAGCUCUAGAGUUUUGAGGCUCGGACAGCCCAGUGUUAUUCGCAAUCCAGCAGUUGUCGCGAUCGGAAGCAAAUCGGAAAAUCUCCCUUGGAAUCCUAUAACACACAGGCGAAGAAGUAUGUGCUCAAGGAAUAUACUCCGAAGCAAGGACUUAUAGUUCUGUGGAUAAAGGAUAAAUUCAGAAAUAAACUUAAAGACGGAUUAAGAUAAUCCAACUUAACAACAGUGAUCUGCUCAAAGUUAGAAUCCGUUUUUGAAUUUUAACUUCAGAAAAAUGUGUCUCUUAAAGUUUGUGCUGUGCUGUGACUGUUAAAAUAAGUUUAAAAAGCUUAUUAUUUUAAUAUAUGAAAUAAUCGAAAAUGGUGUAACGAUAAAAAAUCUAUUAUCCUUAUCCUUUUAUGGCAUGUGUACUUAUUCAAGAUAUCCUUUAAGGACGAACAUUUGUUUAAUUAAAAAAAGCUAAACAAAAAAAAAUGAAAGUGACAAAACUUAAAAGUGAGAGAUAGUAAAAGGAUAAUAUCUUUUGAAUUCCUUUUAAUUGUUUUCCCAUUCCCAAGAUAAGCUUCAAGGACGGAAGCAUUUAUUUUUAAAAAGUAUUAAUAAAAACUAAUCUGCCUUAGUGAUUACAUCAUUUCUAAAACUGAAAUACAUCUCAAGAUCUAUUGCUUUUUUGGCAUCUAACAGCAUCGUGCGUGCUCAUUUAAAAGAAAAGUGAUAACCCCUGAAAGUGACGGACAAGAAAACACAGAGAAGGAGUAUAAACUAACAAUAACACGCACGUAUAUAAUGUGUUGAUAAUACAAUUUAAUUUCAUCUUACAGUUUGCUGGCUGUGUUGCGACGACGUCGACGCAUUUCAAUUGGAUUCAGAGUUUGAUUUAUUGAAAUGUUGCCCUUUCGCUUGGGCCUGCUACUUGGCGCCGUGCUUCUAGUGGCAAGCGCAAAUGGAGCUGCCAUCGAAAAUGUGUCAACAAUCGAAGAUGAGGUUACUGGUCUGACCGAUUUGCAAAGAGAUAAAAGAAGCGGCAGAGGCUAUUCAAGGGGACAAACCCAGUCUCAGUACUUAAAUUUCGGUAAGCCCGAACAGGAUGGAAAGGCCGAGGCGGAGGCCAACGAAAAUGGAUCUCGCUCAACUGUCUCUGGCACCCAUGGAAUGGGUCAGGCCCAAAGUCAGUUCUCGUCCGGAGACUGCAACGGGUGUUCUGGCUACCAAACGGAUUACCCUUCCUCCGGUAGAAUUCUGGAUGCAAGUGGGUCGGCUGGAGGCGGCAGACCCGAUUCAAUUAUAAGCCUACCCGGUGCAGGUCAAGGUACCCUAGGAGGAGUGGGAGUGGGAGGACAACCAGGAAUUGGUGGUCAGCUGGGAAUUGGAGGACAGCCAGGAAGUGGCGGACAACAGGGUGUUGGUGGCUCUCAGCCUGGAUACGGAGCUCAACCUGGAGUAGGCGGACAGACAGGAAUCGGUGGCGCACUACCAGGAUACGGAAGUCAGCCUGGAGUUGGCGGGCAGACAGGAGUCGGUGGAGGACAACCAGGAUACGGAAGUCAGCCUGGAGUUGGCGGACAGACAGGAGUCGGUGGAGGACAACCAGGAUACGGAAGUCAGCCUGGAGUAGGCGGACAGACAGGAGUCAGUGAAGGACAUCCAGGAUACGGAAGUCAGCCUGGAGUUGGAGGACAGACAGGAGUCAGUGGAGGACAACCAGUAUACGGAAGUCAGCCUGGAGUUGGCGGACAGACAGGAGUCGGUGGAAGACAACCAGGAUACGGAAGUCAGCCUGGAGUUGGCGGACAGACAGGAGUCGGUGGAGGACAACCAGGAUACGGAAGUCAGCCUGGAGUAGGCGGACAGACAGGAGUCAGUGAAGGACAUCCAGGAUACGGAAGUCAGCCUGGAGUUGGAGGACAGACAGGAGUCAGUGGAGGACAACAAGUAUACGGAAGUCAGCCUGGAGUUGGCGGACAGACGGGAGUCAGUGGAGGACAACCAGGAUACGGAAGUCAGCCUGGAGUAGGCGGACAGACGGGAGUCAGUGGAGGACAUCCAGGAUACGGAAGUCAGCCUGGAGUUGGAGGACAGACAGGAGUCAGUGGAGGACAACCAGUAUACGGAAGUCAGCCUGGAGUUGGCGGACAGACAGGAGUCGGUGGAGGACAACCAGGAUACGGAAGUCAGCCUGGAGUAGGCGGACAGACAGGAGUCAGUGGAGGACAACCAGUAUACGGAAGUCAGCCUGGAGUUGGCGGACAGACAGGAGUCGGUGGAGGACAUCCAGGAUACGGAAGUCAGCCUGGAGUUGGAGGACAGACAGGAGUCAGUGGAGGACAACCAGUAUACGGAAGUCAUCCUGGAGUUGGCGGACAGACAGGAGUCGGUGGAGGACAACCAGGAUACGGAAGUCAGCCUGGAGUAGGCGGACAGACAGGAGUCAGUGGAGGACAUCCAGGAUACGGAAGUCAGCCUGGAGUUGGAGGACAGACAGGAGUCAGUGGAGGAAAACCAAUAUACGGAAGUCAGCCUGGAGUUGGAGGACAGACAGGAGUCAGUGGAGGACAACCAGUAUACGGAAGUCAGCCUGGAGUUGGCGGACAGACGGGAGUCAGUGGAGGACAUCCAGGAUACGGAAGUCAGCCUGGAGUUGGAGGACAGACAGGAGUCAGUGGAGGACAACCAGGAUACGGAAGUCAGCCUGGAGUAGGCGGACAGACAGGAGUCAGUGGAGGACAUCCAGGAUAUGGAAGUCAGCCUGGAGUUGGAGGACAGACAGGAGUCAGUGGAGGACAACCAGGAUACGGAAGUCAGCCUGGAGUAGGCGGACAGACAGGAGUCAGUGGAGGACAUCAAGGAUACGGAAGUCAGCCUGGAGUUGGAGGACAGACAGGAGUCAGUGGAGGACAACCAGUAUACGGAAGUCAGCCUGGAGUUGGCGGACAGACAGGAGUCGGUGGAGGACAUCCAGGAUACGGAAGUCAGCCUGGAGUUGGAGGACAGACAGGAGUCAGUGGAGGACAACCAGUAUACGGAAGUCAGCCUGGAGUUGGCGGACAGACAGGAGUCGGUGGAGGACAACCAGGUUUUGGCUCUCAACCUGGUGUUAGUGGCCAGACAGGAAUCGGAGGCGGACAACCCACAAUGGAAGGUCCGCUUGGCAAGUUAUCUGGAUAUGGAUAUGGAACUCAACCUGGAGUUGGUGGACAGACAGAAGUCGGAAGCGGUCAACCUGGAUAUAGAACUCAGCCAGGAGUGGGUGGACAAACGGGAGUUGGCGGAGAACAACCAUGGUAUGGAGCUCAACCUGGAGUUGGUGGAUCUCCAGGAUAUGGAACUCAACCAGGAGUCGGAGGCGUUCAACCAGGAUACGGAACUCAACCAGGAGUUGGUGUAUCUCCUGGAUACGGACCUCAGUCAGGAGUGGGUGGUCAGACAGGAGUUGGUGGCGGACAGCCAGGAGUUGGUGGAUCGCCAGGAUAUGGAACUCAACCAGGAGUCGGAGGCGUUCAUCCAGGAUACGGAACUCAACCUGGAGUAGGUGGAUCUCCAGGAUACGGACCUCAGCCUGGAGUGGGUGGUCAGACAGGAGUUGGUGGCGGACAACCAGGCUUCGGAACUCAGCCUGGAGUUGGUGGAUCUCCAGGAUACGGACGUCAGACAGGAGUUGGUGGCGGACAGCCAGGAGUUGGUGGAUCGCCAGGAUAUGGAACUCAACCAGGAGUCGGAGGCGUUCAACCAGGAUACGGAACUCAACCAGGAGUUGGUGCAUCUCCUGGAUACGGACCUCAGUCAGGAGUGGGUGGUCAGACAGGAGUUGGUGGCGGACAGCCAGGAGUUGGUGGAUCGCCAGGAUAUGGAACUCAACCAGGAGUCGGAGGCGUUCAACCAGGGUACGGAUCUCAACCUGGAGUGGGUGGACAAACUGGAGUCGGCGGAGGACAACCUGGCUUCGGAACUCAACCUGGAGUUGGUGGAUCUCCAGGAUACGGAACUCAGCCCGGAGUGGGUGGUCAGAUAGGAGUUGGUGGCGGACAGCCAGGAGUUGGUGGAUCGCCAGGAUAUGGAACUCAACCAGGAGUCGGAGGCGUUCAACCAGGGUACGGAUCUCAACCUGGAGUUGGUGGAUCUCCAGGAUACGGACGACAGACAGGAGUGGGUGGUCAGACAGGAGUUGGUGGCGGACAGCCAGGCAUCGGAACUCAACCUGGAGUUGGUGGAUCGCUAGGAUAUGGAACUCAACCAGGAGUCGGAGGCGUUCAAACAGGAUACGGAUCUCAACCUGGAGUGGGUGGACAAACUGGAGUCGGCGGAGGACAACCUGGCUUCGGAACUCAACCUGGAGUUGGUGGAUCUCCAGGAUACGGAACUCAGCCCGGAGUGGGUGGUCAGAUAGGAGUUGGUGGCGGACAGCCAGGCUUUGGGACUCAACCUGGUGUUGGUGGAUUGCCAGGAUAUGGAACUCAACCAGGAGUCGGAGGCGUUCAAACAGGAUACGGAUCUCAACCUGGAGUUGGUGGACAGUCAGGAGUCGGAGGCGGACAACCCGGAGUAGGUGGAUUGCCUGGAUAUGGAAUUCAGCCAGGAGCAGGCAGCCAACCGGGAUACGGAUCUCAGCCUGGAAUUGCCAGUACGACAGGCCCUGGAGUUGGUCAGCCAGGGUAUGAAACCCAGACAGGUCAAGUUGGAGCACCUGGACGCUACACAGAUGGCACAGGAGUUGUUUCUGGUGGUGUGGGAGGCACUGGUGGUGUUGGAGGCACAGGUGGCGUUGGAGGCACUGGUGGAGUUGUUCCUGUAGGCGCUGGUGGAGCUGACGACGCCUACUCCCAAGCCGAAUCUACUAUUGGCGAUGGACAGGCUUCGGCGAGUGCUCAGGGCCAGAAGAACGGAGGCACGGCAAAGACCCAGGUGUCUGGAACAUACAGCUCGGGCGGAACCUUUAGCGCCAGUGCGAUGACAUCGGAUGCGGAUCGCGCGGCCAGUGCCCAGGUCACCGGAAACGCCGAUGGCGCCGUGAGUCAGUCGCAGGGAUCAGGAGGUCCAGCCCAGUCGCAGGCCCAGGUGCAGGUGGCCAAGGACGGCGGCACCAAGGCCUCAUCGCAGAGCGGUGGUAUUAUCCAACAGAGCCAGAGCGAGGUGCAUGCAAACGACAAGGGUGGUCUUGCGGAUGCCCAGUCAAGCGGACCUGGACAAACGUCAUCCCAAGCUCAGAUCGGCUUCCGUCCCGGUCAGGAGGCCAAUCCGCCAGCGGCCAAUGGGGGUGGCCAGGCCUCGUCCUCAUCUGGUACCCACUCAAGUCAGAGUAGCUCCCAGAUUCACGGAACCUCCAGCUUUGGCGUUUCGUACCAUGGUGCUGCACAAUCCGCGUCUGGAACCAAGGAGCAGGUGGCGACUUACAGGGAACAAAACCGGGAACUCUUUAACACCAUCAGUCAGUUCGGCAACAAUGGCAAUGCAGUUACUGAUCGUGCUGAUACUGUCUACAGUGGACCAUCGCUCACUGAAGAAUCCGACAGUGUGCCAGAAGUCCAGUUAAAGUCAAACAAGCCCAAAGAAGCUGAGCAGGCUGAAAGCAAGGUAGACCAGCCAGAGCCCAUUCAUUACGAGGACGAUACCGAGGAAUACGAUGACGAUGAGUACUACAACGAGAAACCAGUGAAAAUAGAGGAAAGCCCCAAGUCGGAUAGCAUUGUUAGGCAGCUAGAACCGACUCCGAAACCCAAGGUCUACGAACAGUCAUCGCCCUCGCAAAGUCAAAAGGCGGUCGUGGCACCGGGAUCAAGUGAUAAGUUCCAAGUGGUCCAAAAGCAGAACGGUAAAGUCAUCACCCAUACUGAACCUUCGACCACCGAAGCCGUACCUCCAGGAUUCCGAGGCACCGUCAAUGUGGAAAAGAAGUUCCACACCAAGGCUCUGGAGUUGCCAACUCCCAGUAGGGUGGAGAUUACUCCCGAUGCCAAAGAAGAGGGUCCGGUUCGAGGUGACAAGCCGAUUCGACGUGCUCCGGACAGUUAUGUCACCGUCACCAAGUCGGUGACCGGCAGCAUGGACAACAGCAAGAGUCCUCCUCAAGAGAACAAGAACUUCCAGUCCACAUACUAUACAAAGUCCUCGACUUGCGGCUACUUCACCUUUUCCUGCAACAUUGUUUACGGUCCCAAUGGAAGGAACAAAAUCUGCCGGCCCAAGGCACCUACCAAUGGCAAGUGCUAGGGGGUCAUAUUUUAAAACUCCCAUGCGCCAGCUAUAUUAUAAAUAAUAGAUCAGUUCCAAAGGGGCUCAAUUGUAGAACAGCUUAACCAACUGCCAUCUACAAACACCAAUUUGUAUUUUGAUGCAGCUUGACCCAAAGCAUUUAAGUGUUUUUCGCAUGUAAUUUUAGAUUUCACUGUCAUUUCUUAAAUAUUUUGUACGAUUUGCCACUGUAAUUAAUAUUUAAUAACAAAUCACAAAAAAA